AUGUCAAAGCGCUUCGAAAAAUCGUUAAGCCUUGCGACUGAUUCGAACGUAUUGGAAACCGACUGGGAUGCCGUACUCGAUUGUGUUGAUCAAAUACGAGGGGGAGAAGCAAAGGCUCCGGAAGCAAUGGUUCUUGUGCUUUCCCGCUUAAAGAGUGAAAAUCCUCAUGUUGUUCUUCAUGCACUUAUUCUUUUGGAAGCAAUGGUAAAGAACUGCGGAAAAAAGGUUCACAAUGAGCUUGCAACUCGCGAAUUUAUGGAGGGAAUCAAAGAACUGGCUAUUGAAGCAAAAGCAGAAACAGUCAAAACGAAAGUUCUCGAAUUACUACAGUGCUGGGCGAUGGCUUUUGCGAACAAAGCGGAAUACAAAAUAAUCGUCGACACCCACAACUUGAUGAAAUUGGCUGGUUUUGAUUUCCCGUCAGUUAAAGAAGCAGCUGCGAUGUUUGCUUCACAAGUGGCUCCAGAAUGGGAAGAAGGAGCAAACUGUUAUAGGUGUCGUUCCGAAUUCACCUUUCUUACGCGGAAACAUCACUGUCGCGCUUGUGGUCAAAUCUUCUGCCAUGGAUGUAGCAGCAAAGAAAUGUUGUUGCCACAAUUCGGAAUUGAAAAACCUGUGCGUGUUUGUGAUGCCUGCUACGAGAAGGGAGUUGGUGUUGCCCUUAGCAAACAAUCAGCAACUCCAGCUCGGCCUAAGGAAUCUUCGUACAACCCUGCUGCAACCGAUCCUGGAGCUGAAGAGCGGGAACGACAAGCAAGACUCGCGAGGGAAAAAGAAGAAGAGGACUAUCAACUUAGUCUGGCCAUGGCUAUCUCUCAAAGCGAAGCGGAAGCAAAAGAAAAAGAAAGGGCAAAUUCACUUUACUCGUUUUACAAUGGCGUGAAAGAUCAAGUUAGCAGUCACGUGUCAUCGCCCAUGAACGAUACCAUGUCGAUUGCUCCUUCGGAACACAUCGGUGUUUAUAAAGGAGCCGCUGAUAGUGUUCGAGAAUCGCCUUCUGAGAAUUCAUUGAAUGCUGAUGAUCCUCUUGCACGUUAUCUUAACCGCGAUUAUUGGCAGCAACGAAAAGAAAAAGCAAACGCAAAAGUCGAAAGUUGGGACGUCAAUCCAUCAGCGCCAUUGCCAAGCGAACCUUCUUUGGGAGGAAGCAGCUACGUUCCUACUGUGCGUGGAAGUCCCCCUCCAAACAAUCAAAAAGAACUGGUCUAUUCGACUGGUCUUUCUUCCCUUGAUGAGGAGACUCUCCAAAAAAGUGAAGAUACCAAGAAAUUUUGUGCUGAUGUCAAUGAACAGGUAGAAUCGAUGGAAAACAGAAUUCGAUCGAAUAUGGCUCGUGGUCGACCAAUUUACAACGACACGGCUAUUCAGGGAAUCUACAUGCGUCUCACUGAGCUUCACUCACAAGUCAUGCAACGACUGAAUGACUUGGAACAACAAAGAGUUUAUUUUGAGUCUUUGCAAGAUCAACUCGGUCACAUUACGGAAGCUCGUGCGGCCGUUAACUCUUUGCGGGAGGAAGAAGCUAGAAAAAGAGCGGAAAUCGCAGCGGAAGAACAACGCGUUCGUCAGCUGCAAAUGCAGCAUAAAUUGGCUGCGAUGCGACAACAAAAACAUGAUAUGCUAUUGUAUCAGCGACAAGUUGCCAUUCAACGUUUUCAACAACAGGAGGCUGAAAUGGCUGCUCGCCGUUCACAGCAAUUCUACUCACCAGCUAGCUACACUUCUCCACAAGUGCAACAAUAUCCGUACAGCCAAAUACCGAUGCAGCAAUACCCAAAUCAAACUCUGAAUCAAACAUAUGGUGUUUAUCAGCAGACGACUCCACAAAUGCAACCGAAUUUGCAACAACAACCACAGCAACCAUAUCCUGGACAGCAAGUUAACGGAACUGGGAAUUAUCCCCUUGUUCAUCAAAACCCGAACGGAUAUUCGGAUGGUGGUCAGAUACAACAUGGUGCUUACUUGCCUCAUGCCACUCAAUCGGCAAAUAAUGUACAUCAAGUGGUUGCGAAUGACGCUAUUCAACAAGGAUAUCAACAAUCCGUUCAUAAUUCCCAGCAACAAUAUCAACCGUCUCAAGCAUACGAUCCCGCCGCAAACAAUUCUCAAUAUAACGUUGCAACCACUGCACCUUCAACAAAUCAAUAUUAUCAACAACACAAUUAUCAGGCGCCAGUGAACAAUGUAGCUCAACAUCAUUAUCAGGAAGGCGUGCUUGUGCCCAACGCUCCCGUUCAGCAAGUGCCCGCUAACUAUCUUCCUCAGGCAAACGUUCAGCCUUCAGAUCCAAACGCAGCUCAAGAAGGAUUACUCAUUUCUUUUGAC
Messenger RNA from Mesorhabditis belari, 2325 nucleotides. NCBI's taxonomy places the organism in Eukaryota, Metazoa, Nematoda, Chromadorea, Rhabditida, Rhabditidae. The record is from the annotation of a GenBank genome assembly.